UAAAAGAAUCGCUGUUUUAAAAAGCUAACCCAUCAGUCGUCGUCGCCGAUCAACUGACACGGUAACGUCUUCCCAUCUUGUUUUUUCCCCCUCCUCGUCGCCUCUGCUCGUUUAGGUUUGUUAUAAUGUUAAAAACAUCGCUACAUACAAGGCAUACAAAACUAAGUUAGGAAACAAACAGGAUGUAAGCAAGUUGAGUAACCGUUGCAAAUCUUUUUUUUCUCCUGUAUUUUUGUCUCAUUUAAAUCCAUGUAUGUAAAUAACGACGGAAGCCGAUAGCAUAAUUAUCUUUUGUCUACAUGCAAUCUUACCUGAAACUCGUCAGCGCAUCUUAUUAAACUACUAUAACCUCGGCUGAAUUAAUUAACUAAAAUAGUAAUCUCUAGAAUGGCUUUCUUCUCCCCCUUAACUGAAUGCACGCCAAUUAACUAGUUUCAAUGUAGCUUUUUAAUAGAGAUCAAGUGCCUUAUUAAGGAUGGUAAUACUAAUAAAACGGCCAAAAAAAAUGGUGGCACGCAGGUUUAAAUUUAUUUUAAAAAUAGGAGGGUUUUAUUCUAUGAUAACCGGGCCUAUAAAAGUUUAGACCUAUUUCCUUCGAAUUGCUGAUUUAGAUCUAAUGUCAUUGUCUAAUUCAGCCGAAAAUCAUUAAAGACAAAACGGAAAUCAACAGAUGUAGGUCAAAGAUACAUUAUCAUUAUUUUCGUCAGUUAAAUAUCAAACUCCUUUAUUGAGAGAUCUGCGUGUUUACUUUAGGCAAUAUUACUCCGCUGGAUGUAUCGAAGGUUUUAAAAAUAGUCCGAAUUUUUACUUCAAACAGGUAUUUUUUCCUUCCCCCGUAGCAAAGGAUGUGCAAAUAUAUUCUGCAAUAUGGGAUAUCCUGCCAUUUAAACUUUAUAAAAAUCCCAAAAUAAUAAACGUAUCGAAGGGAAGCGUUUUAUAUAGAUUAUUGCCAAUAAAAAAACAUGUACGAGUAGAAUAUAUCCGAGGAAUAUAUUUACAUUUCGUUUUAUCAUAAGAGUUUUAUUCUUCGCAAUACGACCUUCGUAAAUUUGAUAUCAUUUUUAUAAUAAUCCGAUGUGUAUCGCUCUUUAUCUGGAUACCAUCGGAUAUCUUGGAGACGUCACCAUAAAAUGAGCCAAGGUUGGUUCGUCUUCGUGAUUUUAAGUAAUAAGAUAGUAUACCCUGUUAUGUAUGCAUAUCGUAUUAUCCCUCAUACCUACUCUGACGUCCUUCGAAUUCCUGAGCUAUUGUAGAAUCUCGCAUUUAGAUGCCCCGGGCAUCCAUGUUUAACACGCUUCCAUCCUCCACACGAUGCCAGUAAAAAAAGAAAAAAAAAAAAUGUUAAACUGUUAAACCAUCUUUCAUUGUGUCGAUUAAGUUAAAUUAUUCAAAACGUCUUUGUGAGUCACCAUUCGAGAUAGCAAACAUUCUAUCCAUCUCGACACUACGGCCUUCAUCACUUCUCCAUUUAGAAUCAAGGGAGGAAUAAUGCGAUUGUCGUGUAUAGAAUUCAAAGAAUUGGAAAUUAUCAGUCGUUAUAUUAUAUUUUUAGUAGGAGUUUAGUGUGAAGAUGUGUUAACUUUCACCGGCGUAUAACAAAGUCGGAGGAAGACCUGUUAUAUAUAUUUAUAUGUAUGAGUGUUUCCUCCCCGAACAGCUGCUACUAUGUGAUAAAUCUUGAAAACAGCGGACUCGCCCCUCGUCGUGUUCACUGCGUUGUGUCGAAUUGUGCACUCGAACGUAGGAGGGGGGAAAAACUAUAUAGUUUUAAUAGCGUCUCAUUUUUUCUGAUAUUAAGCAGACAAUAGAGUAGUUACUAUUCUCUGGCCUACAUUGAUGGGUUUAGUACAGGAAGACAGCAGUUCAUUCACCUUUAGUCGUCUCACGUCACUGACUCGUAACCACAAAAUUUGCUUAUUUUUGUCUCCUCUCUAAAUAUUCCCGUGAGUCAUUUUUUUUGUGAUUUCUCCAGCCCUUCUCUAACAAUACCAAUUGGUGCACGCUAAACGCAAAUUAAUUACCUUGUAUUAAGUUGUUACCAUUAUGUAAAAAGUCGGUUAUCUGGAGGUUAAAAUGGCAGACGGCUAUAAAUUAUCCAAUGGAAAAGUUGAUAAGACGUCCUCUUUGGCACUCACGCUGCUACUUGGAAAGAUUCGAGCGGAGGACCAUCUUCUCUGAGGUCAUUGGGUCGUUGGCAAGAAUGUCCUAGAAGUGGAUUUAAGGUAAACUCUUAGCGUGUGUAGUUAACUAGACGCUACUGGAUUUUUUUUUUAUAUUUUCUACCUCGAUGGCGUGACUGGGAAUGCAGGUGAUGGUUGGUAGCACCUGCCUCGUGUCCGUUUUAUUAGACAGCUGUUGCUUACGUGAUGCGCGAUUUUGAAACAAUAUUAGGAUAAAGUCGUCUAGGGCAAUAAAAAACGCCCAUAAAGGACAAUAUUCGUUAAUCCUCCUUUCUUCGCACGCAUUAAUUCUUAAAACAUAUGUGGGUAAAAAAAAAGUGUUCCCGUCACUUCUACAGUAACAAAGGAUUGGUCUGUGGACGGCCGUAAAAUGCGCUUUUCCCAUAGUAAAGCCAUCUGUUGGACGAAAGGAGAAACAUAUUAUUAAAAAUUAUGACAAAUAAACUUUUCGGUUUCUCAGCCGCUCGAAUAAAAUAAAAUAAACACAGCCCGUUGGAAGUUAAAUACGUUGUUAUUCGCUAAUUGCAGCGUGUGUACCAAAUGAAAAGCGAUAAAAGAAUGGGGGGAAGUAGAGGAAAUGGCUGCCGAACACCGGAAAUGGGGGGCGCCAGUAGAACACAGACGUUUUGAAAAAUAAAAGAUGUCCUCCGAUGUCGGAGGUCAACGGUGAUGGUCGUCUUCCGGAGACGAUUCCAUUUUGGUCCCGUGCGGUGCUAGUAAUAGACGAGUAUAGACUGUUCCCUUACAAUGAGGCGGUCGGAUGCCAAUGAAAUGUACUGGAUGUGGGUCUCUAGCAAUGAAUCAUCACUUUGUGUUAAUGAUAGACAAACAGUUACCAUCGUUUCUUCCACCAUAGCGAAUAAUACUGUUUAAGAGAUCGGCAUGCGGACUAUGUGUUGCUGAAUUAACCGCCACCGUCCCAUUGUGUACAGAAAAGCCCAGUUUUUCCACUCCAAGGUCAAGUUUUCUCUAAGCUGGGAAGCAUCUCGCAUUAUGUUUUCAUGUGUUAACUGCUUUAGAUGCGUGAUGCGAUAGCCUACUUCGUUUUCUACCAAAAUAAUGAUCCUAACAAUGGCUUGCUGGAAUCCACCUUUAGAAAUGGAUUGGGCAGAUAUCAGACAGCAGUUGAACGAGCAGUUAAAAUGUCUGGACAUGCGAAUGGAAACGCAAGUUGCCAUAGUGGCAGAAAUACAGGAUUACUUUCGUCGACGGGCAGAGGUGGAAUUGGAAUAUUCCAGAGCUUUGGAUAAACUGUCCAAGAGCUUGAUGCUUAGACAUAAGGCAGAAAAACAGAGGAGAGACCAAUGGCAUUUAUUUUCAUCAUAUGCUAGUUGGCAGCAUUUAAUUGCAACAACUCGUCGACAAAGUAGGGACCAUGCAGUUUUGAGUGAAAUCUAUGCUACUCAUUUAAUAAAUCGUUGUAUGCAAAUAAUGGAAGAUGUUCAACGUAUUUAUAAAAGGUGUCGUGAAAUUGGCGUCGAAGGUCAUGAAGAACUCUUGAAAGUGCUUCACGAAUUGCAUACAACUAUGAAAACUUACCAUACAUAUCAUGCCGAAGAAAGGCAAGCUGAGGGAAAACUAAGAUACGUUGAAGCUCAAAGGUCCAAAUUGGAACAUACUAUUUCACGUGAAAAACUUGAACGAUCAAAAAAAUUUAGACUUAUUGAAAAGGAAAUACAUAAGAGACAAUCAAAGUACAAUGAUGCCAAAUUAAAAGCUUUGAAAGCUAGAAAUGAAUAUUUGCUCUGUAUGGAUGCAGCAAAUUCAGCCAUUCAUAAAUAUUUUGUAGAUGAUUUAUCAGAUCUUGUUAAUUGUAUGGAUUUUGGUUUUCAUACUUGUCUUGCACGUACAUUCAUGAUGCAUGUCAGUUCGGAAGAAUGCCUGAGAAAAUCUCAGCAAAGUAGCAUUGACGGAAUGAAUAAAUGCAUCGCUAGUUUAGAUUCUAGAGUGGAUAAACAGCGUUUUAUAGAAUAUAAUAAUUCGGCAUUCAUGGUUCCAAAGAAAUUUGAGUUUUUGGCCCACAAAGGAGAUGAGGUGAUGCAGAUGUGUAUAGAUAAAGCAGUUCAUGAUGAAAUAGACCAAAGGUAUAAACAGUUAACAAAGAGAUUAACUUCAUUAAAAACAGAGAGUGAAGAGAUUUGGAAAACCUUGGAAACUGCAGAACGUUCUCUUUUGGAUAUGAUCAGUACUAAAGAUUACGAUUGCUCGAUGCUGUUUGAGGAGGAUGGCAAAAAUGGACUCAGACAACCUGAAACUUUAGCUCUUAAAUUAAGAGCAGAUCGUCAAGAAACUGAGGAUUUUUAUUUAAAUAAAUUUCGGGAAUAUUGCAUGGGAAACAACCUGAUUGCUAGACUUCAAGCCAAAGCUGAUCUGAUGCGUAAAGCAUUAGGAUAUGAAGGAAAUAAACCAUUGGUUUCUGGUUCCUCACCGAACACAAUAGAACAUCCUCAUACUCUUCCUCAUAAAAUACGAAAAAAAAGAAUUGGUCAGACACCUCUUGUGGGACAACCAAAACUUUUUGGAGGAAGUUUGGAAGAAUAUGUUGAUGCAACUAAUCAAGAAAUUCCACUAAUCAUACAAAGUUGUAUCCGAAUCAUCAAUUUAUACGGUCUUCAUCAUCAAGGUGUAUUUAGAGUGUCAGGUUCUCAAGUUGAAAUUAAUAACUUCAGAGAAUCAUUUGAAAGAGGCGACGAUCCAUUAUCAGACAUGACAGAUGCUAGCGAUAUAAAUUCCGUUGCCGGUGUGUUAAAAUUGUAUCUGAGAGAACUGCGUGAGCCUCUCUUUCCCAUUUAUUAUUUUGAUCAACUAGUGGAAAUAAGUCAAGUUGAGUCCAAACAUGAAUUUAUCAACAAAGUCAGAGAUGUGGUUAGUACAUUACCUCGUCCUGUCUACGUUGUCCUACGAUAUUUGUUUGCUUUUUUAAAUCAUUUGUCAGAAUUCAGCGACGAAAAUAUGAUGGAUCCUUACAAUUUAGCCAUUUGUUUUGGUCCAACGCUCUUGCCUAUUCCAGAAGAUAAGGACCAAGUUCAGUAUCAAAAUCUGGUAAAUGAAUUGGUUAAGAAUCUUAUAAUUUAUCAAGAGGAGAUAUUUAUGGAUGAUGGAGGAAUCGUGUAUGAAAAAUAUAUUAGUACUAAUGUUCCUGAUGAAAAUGAUGUGGGAGAGUCGCCUCUUGAUCAGGCUUCUGAUCACUUAGAUUCUGAAGCAGACAUAUUACCAAGUGAAGAUGAGGGUGAAACAUUGGAGGCUAUUGCCCAAUUUGAUUUUACUGCACGUUCUGAAAGAGAAUUGUCAUUCAAAAAAGGGGAUACCAUACUAUUGUAUAGUCAGGUGUCCAAUGACUGGUGGAAAGGAAGUUUCUGCGAUCAUAACGGUUUAAUUCCAGAUAAAUACAUCCUCUUGAAAAUAAAGGACGAGGAUAAAGAAAGUUGUGACAAGAGGAGGACUAGUAGCAGCAGUGAUUCGUUAACCGGUGUCAGUCCCAAGACUUACUCCGAUUACGGAUCAAGCGAAAGGAGCACGGAUGGCCAAUAUGGCGAGUCACAGAGUAAUUCUAGUCUAAAUCCUACCAAAACUUCUGGCGAAAGUUUAUCCUCUCAUAGCAAACUUCAGGUGCCAGUAUCUUCUCAGGAUAAUCAUUUUGCCCAUUCUUCGAACGCCGACGAAUCUUUGGAAGACACGUUUAAAGUCGACGCUUCGGAUUUCAAAAGUACGUCUUCCCAGUAUUCUUCCAACGAAAGGAAGAAGAAAGAACUUUCGGACGAUCUAGAUUCGGCUCUGGCCAAAGUGUUCUGCAGUAUUAACACUCUAGAAGAGAAAACUGAGAAGAGGAGUCACACGCAGUGUCAGGACACUCCCGAUCUGGUGAUGGAUCUUCCCAUCAAUCCAUCCAGUCCCACAACGGGUUGUAAAGAUUCCUCAAAAGAAUCGCUGGACAAGAGCGAGUGCGCCAAUCUUCGCAACGCCACCAGAAGUUCCGACAGCCCGGAAAUGACGGCGGCAGAGAGAUUCGCCAUGUCUAACCAGUGCACCAUGAAGAAAGGUUCCAUGUCUCGCAGUGCCAGUCACGUGUCCAGUCUUCCCAGAUCUUCGGACGCACAGACGCAGACUUUUCGUACCGUCAAGCGUAGUGCCAGCACGGGAACCGAUUUCAGUCCCUCUUCCUCGCCGCAGCUUACCGUUCAAGGGAAGGAUCUGCCGGAAGUGAAGAACCUGGAGGGCUUGUCCGAGAACGUGGGGUGCCAGAACGAAGUGAAAGUGGAAACGGUGGAAAUCACUUGGACGUCUCCCCACAAAAAAGCGGACAUAGUGCCACAGCCCAACGAGGAAUCGUCGGACGCGCGGAACGUGGUCAGCGGAGGCGUGUCCACAUUUAAACCACCGGUCAAGGUCAAACCCCCGGUCAUGAAGAAACCCACCAUUAUUCCUUCGCCGGAACCAUCGAGAAGAUCUCAGGAAAGAGAAUUUAAACAGACGUCUUUUUGAAUAUUUUUUAGAAAAUGGACGAAAAAACAAGUGAUCUAGAAAAUAGCACAAAAAAAACGGUACACAAAUUUUUGUAUGGUGCGUAGAACAAAAUAUCUCAGGAUCCAAAUGGUGAUUAGCUUUAACAAAGUCACGGAACAGAGAGUAAAAAAAAGAAAAAUCUAUAUAUAUGCUCAUUUUUUAAGUCUCCAAACGGAUAUACCGCAUCGGCCUUCUCCUGCCUUAAAACAGUGGGGUGAUUUCGACAACAGACCGAAAUCCUACGGUACUUUUGUUACGAAACCCAUCCGUGACUUCGUUUUGUUUUCUUAUUUUAACGACGAAAUUCGGAAGACCCACGUCUUCUCGUGUAGAUAAAUGUAAUUUAGCUAAAGGAUUUUUUUAUUUCUAUACCAUAAUUAAGUCGUCGCAUCCGUACCAGCGAUUCAAAGCGUGCGUCGAAUAUUUUUAAGUCAUAGUUAGUAUCUCCGGUUGGUCUUCAGAUUUAUAUAUAUAUACAUACAUACAAAUUCACACACACACAUAUAUAUAUAUAUUAAAGAAAAAUUUUGAAUCCUUUAUGCAUUAGUAUAUUAAAAAAAACAUUCUGCAUCAGAUGUAAAUGUGCCAAGAUAUAAGUGCAUCUGUUAUGAGGAAUAAAUAAUUUUGUAUUUGCAGAAUAAUGUAAAAACAAAACAAACCAAAUCGAUGAAUUUUGUUCCAUUUUAUGUUUUGGCAAUUUUUAUAAUCGAGGAUAUUUAAUCGUAUAAAUGUUCUUGUACGAGAUUUAGACAAAUUGAAAAUUUGUUAUACGAGUAGUCGAUAGAACGUAAUUUUCUUGUGGGAUGCGUGCGUUUUUUUAUCGAAACUUUUGCUACUGUCACGAGGGGAACACAUCUUGUCACGUAAGCAAACAAAAAAAAGAAUUAGUGACGGAUGCCUUAUGCUUUUACCUCCUUUGUACAGUGUUGUAAUAAAAAGAAUUAAUAAUAAUAAACAGGAAGAUAACCAAA
This is a messenger RNA of Centruroides sculpturatus (bark scorpion), 7654 nucleotides long. Its product is annotated as SLIT-ROBO Rho GTPase-activating protein 1-like. Gene Ontology annotation, biological process: negative regulation of cell migration; signal transduction. Gene Ontology annotation, molecular function: protein binding. Bases 3240 to 6662 code for a protein of 1140 amino acids. NCBI's taxonomy places the organism in Eukaryota, Metazoa, Arthropoda, Arachnida, Scorpiones, Buthidae. The transcript has 18 exons. Gene Ontology annotation, cellular component: cytoplasm. The record is from RefSeq and is a predicted model, not a curated record.